AUGGGAGGUGUAUGCUGGAGAAAUCUGCUGCUGCUACUAGCUGCCCUAGUCCUGGUGGCCAAAUUGGGUCACUUUCAAAGGUGGGGAGGCUUCCAGAAGAAGUCCAUGAGCAAGAAAAACAUGAAUUCAACACUCAAAUUCUUCAUUGAAAACUACAACAAUGUGAGCAAUGACACCUACUUAUUUCGAGUAGACAAGCUACUUCAAAGCCAUAUGCAGCUGACUACGGGAGUGGAGUAUCUGGUCACUGUGAAGAUUAGCCGGACCAAGUGCAAGAGGAACAGCACAAAAAGUCGUUCAUGUGCCAUUCAGAGCAAUAAGAAUUUGAAAAAGAGUUUCACUUGUGAUUUUUUGAUGUACACUGUGCCCUGGAUGAACUAUUAUCAGCUUUGGAACAACUCCUGUGUGGAGGUCUAA
Molecule: messenger RNA, 417 nt
Organism: Rhinolophus ferrumequinum (greater horseshoe bat)
Lineage: Eukaryota; Metazoa; Chordata; Mammalia; Chiroptera; Rhinolophidae
Gene: CSTL1
Product: cystatin like 1
Exons: 3
Coding region: 1-417 (138 amino acids)
Molecular function (GO): cysteine-type endopeptidase inhibitor activity
Source: RefSeq, a predicted model, not a curated record